Molecule: messenger RNA, 1702 nt
Organism: Thunnus maccoyii (southern bluefin tuna)
Lineage: Eukaryota; Metazoa; Chordata; Actinopteri; Scombriformes; Scombridae
Exons: 5
Coding region: 576-1268 (230 amino acids)
Source: RefSeq, a predicted model, not a curated record
UCCAGCUUAGCACUUUCACUUUGAGCGGAGCCUCUGUCUGAGUGAGGAUACACAGAGUGGCCAGAGGGAGAGAUAGAGAAGAGGAGGCCAGUGUCUCUCUCCCGCUUUAUCCAUUAACCAGUUUCGAGAGAGAGAGAGGAGUGACUCAAAUUAGGCUGUUCAGGAAGAUUCUAGGUCAGUGGGCAGGGGGUGGAAGAGGAAGAGAUAUAGUGAAAAGACUAAACAAAAAAUAAUCAAAAGCUUUGAUAGGAAAAGGCUGCAGCCACUCAGGCUUAAGUGGGAAAAUCCAAAGUGAGAGAGCAAGAUGGUGUGAGUGGAUUAAUGAGGCAUUUUUUUGGGAAGUACCAAAGAAACUCAAGAGGAAGGAAUGUAAAAAGGAUGUCAACAAGAAGACUGAACAUCAAGCUGUGAAGGAGAAGACAGAGCUGCGUACUCUGUGUCAAAGACCUCAAGAAAAACCACAGAGGAGGAAACUUUGCCUUUCACAGUCUGACACAGAAACCCCUGUCUGUGUGUGUGUGAUUGCUGUCACCAAGAGAAAUGGAGAAGUGUCCAUUCUUAAAAAGAUAAAAAGGAUGUCACUGCCAGUUUUGCUGUUGCUAUCACUCUUGACUGUCCAAUGUGGUGGAUGUGACUUUGACUUGGAGGGUGUGAAAAAUAUUAAAAGAACUAUCGACUCUAACCCUACUGGAUUUCGGACAGUAUUUCCUAAAGAUUACUAUGUAGAGCACCGCUACACAAGAAGCAUGCUCUGUGACACUGAUCCGUGCUGUGUGUUCCCUGCUGCAGUAGUCCUCCUGGACUCCUGGCACGUGCUUCUCAGAAAUCUCUGGGAUGAGCACUUAAAUCAUUCUUUAAUCAUUGAUCUAAAACAGACACUGGAUAGAAUCAUAAGAAAGAACAAAAACACAGAGAGGUUCCAGGAGGAGACAGACCUGGCUCAAUACACAGCACUAUCUUCCUCUCCAGAAGAACUCCUCAAGCUAACAUCAGAGCUUUUUACUCGGUGGCUCGAGAUCGGAUGCUUACCUUCAAUUGAAACAUGCACCCUCCCCACUUUGCCCCCCUCUGUUGAGAGAAAGGACUACGGUCCAUCGAGGGCCAGACUCUUGACAACCCGAGCUAUCAGCAAUGUGGAGGAAGGACAGCCUGACAUGAUGAUAGACAUUACACAACCUCCGUGCAGCUGCAGUCCACCGUCCCUUUCAUAUUCUGCUUUUGUCUGGAGCCCCCUGCUAUUCAGACUCUACUGGUGGUUGCUGCCGUAGUCGCUAAAAAUGGAUCUUUUUCGAUGAUGCACACAAAAUGCAAGACAUUUUCCUGGCACUGAAUGAUUGUUUCUGAUGUUUGUGUCUUUGUGUUGUUAUGCAGUAAGCUUUCUUAAUAUGAAGUGAUAUGCACAGGUUGCAUUUAAUGUCCAAAGUUAGUUCAAAUAGCUAUGUUCACUGUCCGACAGUGCUGUGUAACAACUGAUAUCACAGAUAUAAACAUAUAGCCUUCCUCUGUAGAGCAAGCCACAAGCUCCAGCUAGUUAUGCUCUUCAUGCUAACCAGAGAUGCUGAGCAAGCCAAUGCACAUAAGCCAUCGUCUUUUUGAUGUGGAAUUCAUCACUGUUUACAAUGAAUGUUAUGUAAAUGUAAGAUAUGACUGUCGUAGACGUUUACUUUUGUAUAUAAUUGUAAAUUAAAGCCAUUUAGAUAUA